AUGGGUCUUGCAUUUCGACAUGUUAAUUACUUGGGGUAUGGUAUCUACAAUGAUAUCAAAAGUAGAUUACCGCAUUAUGCAUCUGAUUUCAAAGAUGCUUACAAUUAUAGAGUCAUACCGUCUACAACAUUUAUAUUCUUCACAAAUUUAUUACCAGCUAUAGCAUUUGCCCAGGAUAUGUUUGACAAAACAGAUCAUGCAUAUGGAGUUAAUGAAGUGCUAAUGCUGAGUGCAAUGGCAGGUGUGGUUUUUGGAUUAUUAUCUGGUCAACCAUUAUGUAUAGUUGGUGUUACUGGUCCAAUUUCGAUUUUCAGUUAUACAGUUUAUGAGUUGAUGCAACCAAGAGGAACACCGUAUUUCCCAUUCAUGUGUUGGAUAUACCUUUGGUCCAUGGUAUUUCAUAUCAUUAUCGCCGUGGGAAAUUACAUUUCGUUUAUGAGAAUUAUCAGUCUUUAUUCAUGUGAUAUCUUUGGAUUCUUUAUAAAUAUGGUUUAUAUUCAAAAGGGUAUUCAAAUAAUAAGUAACCAAUUUGACGAAGUUGAUCUUGCUAGCGGUUACUGUUCCGUAAUGAUUGCUUUGUUGAUGGUUAUCUGUGGUGUUGGAUCAUCAAUUUUUGGAAACAACUUACAUUAUUUCAAACCAUGGGUUAGAAAAGUAUUCACAGAUUAUGGUGUCGUAGCGCUGGUGAUAUUUUUCACCGGGUUUAUCCAUUUUGGUGGGAAACUUGAUGACACAACAUUGGCAAAGUUACCUAUAACCCAAGCAUUCCAACCAACUAAAAGUGGAGAUACAAGACCACACGGUUGGUUCAUUCAUUUUUGGCCUGGAGAGAAUAUAUCUGUGGGGGACGUUUUCUUGGCCAUUCCAUUUGCCAUAUUAUUGACAUUCUUAUUCUAUUUUGAUCACAAUGUUUCAUCGUUAAUGUGCCAACUGAAAGAAUAUCCGUUAACAAAACCUGCUGCAUUUCACUGGGAUUUCUUGUUAUUGGGAAUCACUACUGGUGUUGCUGGAAUAAUGGGUAUACCACCUCCAAAUGGAUUAAUUCCUCAGGCUCCACUACACACUGAUUCUUUGGUGGUGUAUGACAGUUCAGGUAAAAAGUUGUCAGUUGUUGAACAGAGAGUGACUAAUACAUUACAGGGAGCCAUGACAUUUGUAAUGAUGUCUCGUCCAUUUUUGGUUCUUCUAGGAUUAGUACCUCAAGCUGUACUUUCGGGAUUGUUUUUCAUUAUGGCUAUUGGUGGGUUGCAUGGUAAUAUUGUUACCAACAGAAUAAGAUAUUGCCUUUUAGACAAAGAUUAUAUAGAGAAUGAUCCCCUGUGUCCAGAUGUAUGGAAAGAUAUACACAAGCUUCCGACCAAGAAGUGGUUUUAUAUUUAUACUGUGCUAGAAGUACUUGGUGGAGUUGCCGAAUUCAUUAUUACAUUGACUAAAGGGGCAGUUGGGUUUCCAGGGGUUUUGUUAUUCCUCGCGUUUUGUGCUAAAUGGAUAUGGCCGUUAUUUAUUCCAAAGGAAGAAUUAGCUAGACUUGACGGAGAGGUUGCUGAUGAGUUCAUUAUUAGAAAUUUUACCGUAGCUUCAGAUGAAAAGGAAAGAAGGAAAAAAACAAAGAAUGAAGAUGUGGAGAAGGAUAUUGCGAGUGAUUUCCAAGAGACCUCAAAUACAUUAAAUCACAGGAAUAAUAGUAUCUAUUCCUCAUCAAGCUGA
Candida tropicalis MYA-3404 is the source of this 1707-nucleotide messenger RNA. RefSeq lists its product as uncharacterized. NCBI's taxonomy places the organism in Eukaryota, Fungi, Ascomycota, Pichiomycetes, Serinales, Debaryomycetaceae. Gene Ontology annotation, biological process: borate transport; monoatomic ion homeostasis; monoatomic anion transport. Gene Ontology annotation, cellular component: plasma membrane; fungal-type vacuole. The transcript has a single exon. The record is from RefSeq and is a predicted model, not a curated record. Bases 1 to 1707 code for a protein of 568 amino acids. Gene Ontology annotation, molecular function: borate efflux transmembrane transporter activity; solute:inorganic anion antiporter activity.